AUGAAAAAGCAGAAAAUGAAAUUUAACGAGCUUGACAAACGCGACAUUCAUAAUAAAUGUUUCUCUUUGCUUGCUCCAAAGCAAUCAUUACUUGAAUUUUGCUAUGGAUCCACAUUGGAAAGUUCGAUAACAAAUGAUGAUGACACGAGCGCAGAUGUAAUGGGAAUAAAAGAAGAUAGAAAUAAAAGGAUUUCUGAGUCUAUUGAUGCAUUACAUUUCAGUUCUUCUGUUAUCUAA
This is a messenger RNA of Clunio marinus, 237 nucleotides long. The record is from the annotation of a GenBank genome assembly. Lineage: Eukaryota; Metazoa; Arthropoda; Insecta; Diptera; Chironomidae.